Molecule: messenger RNA, 558 nt
Organism: Liolophura sinensis
Lineage: Eukaryota; Metazoa; Mollusca; Polyplacophora; Chitonida; Chitonidae
Product: EF-hand calcium-binding domain-containing protein 1-like
Exons: 5
Coding region: 40-558 (172 amino acids)
Molecular function (GO): calcium ion binding
Source: RefSeq, a predicted model, not a curated record
UAUAACUUAUCCCACUGAGUCAAACCAUCUAUAGCAAUCAUGAACUGCAAACUGGUGGCCCUGCUCGCCGUGUUCUGUGCCGUCCUGCUGACAGACACUGACGCCCUCAGACUCCGCAUUCGGGGCAGACGUAUUUGGAGGAGGAUCAAGAAGCCUGUGUGUCGGGCAGCCUGCACCUACACGUGUACGGCGGUGACGUCAGGCUCGGCGGCACCCGUCUGUGGUGUAGGGUGUCGGGAAGCCUGCAGCAGGAGGAAGAGAUCCCAAACUGAGCUUUUCCACGAGACCAAAAACCAAGUUGUCAUUCCUCUCCCCCGAGACUUCGACCUGUACGACACAAAUAAAGAUGGCGUUAUCAAAGUGACGGAGUUGGCGGAGUUGUUGUCGCUGGAACCAUCUCGGGAUGAUGUCAUCAAGGCUUUCUCUCUGGCAGACUUUGACGAUGACAACCAACUCAGCAAGGCUGAAUUUUUGGAGGCACCGUGGUUUUUUGAGCAAGCAGGGGAUGAAAUCGAUGACAGUAAGGGACUGAGUGAAGAAGACAUGAAGAUAGAGUGA